Messenger RNA from Penicillium waksmanii, 1404 nucleotides. RefSeq lists its product as uncharacterized. The transcript has a single exon. The record is from RefSeq and is a predicted model, not a curated record. Lineage: Eukaryota; Fungi; Ascomycota; Eurotiomycetes; Eurotiales; Aspergillaceae. Bases 1 to 1404 code for a protein of 467 amino acids. Gene Ontology annotation, cellular component: cellular bud neck; plasma membrane.
AUGCAUCUCCCCAAUAUGAGCCCCGUGACUCAACCGAUCUUCGCUCGCGGCAUCUCCGAUGAGUUCAAAUCCGUCAACAGCUGGGAUACGUGUAUGGCCAAGUCCUGGUGCAAAUGGCCCGUCAUCGUUGGUAUCAUCGUCGGAUCCGUCAUCGUGAUCGCGAUUCUUGCCUGCGUGAUCAACUGCCUCUGCUGCGGCUACCAAUGCUGCAAAUGCUGCUGUGGCUGUUGCUGCCCCUCCGGCCGUCGCAGAAACAAGCAACCAAAAUACUACGACGACGCUCCCCUCCACCAACCACCUCCCCCAGCUGCGAACCCAACCUACCAAUCCUCGCCCGCCCCUCCCGUCUACCGCGGCGCCACGCAGACACAGACCGCAACCUUCGACACCCCGAAAACCGCGAAUUCGCACGUCGAUGAGGAUGCGCUCCCCGCAAUGCCCACCUGGGCCAACGCUGUGGACAAGCAUGUCGAAGACGAGACUCACCACGAGGACGUGGAAAUGAAACCAUUGGACCGAAAACAGGGCGCUGGUACGCCCUUCCGCCCGGGUGGUAGCCCCGGCGGCGCAUACUCGGAUUAUACCAACGACAACAAUGUCUCCGCUGGCGGCUACCGAGGCUUCAACCCAACAGACCCCUACGCGCGCCGUUCCCCAGGACCGCAAGCCGCCCUCAAUCCCACAGACCCCUACACACGCCGGUCCCCAGCACCUCAAGCUGCAUUCAACCCGGCCGACCCCUACGCGCGACGCUCCCCAGGCCCUCAAACAGCCCUGAACCCAACAGACCCCUACGCGCGCCGCUCUCCAGGCCCGCAAGCCGCCUUCGCCGCAGCAACAGACCCUUACGCCCGCCGGUCCCCAGCACCAAUAAACACCUUCGGCGCGGCGCAGGACCCCUACGCCCGCCGCUCCCCAGCCCUCGCCUCCCCAGUCGGCACCCCAAGUCCCUACGACUCCCAGCCCUAUCAAAGCUACGACACGGGCAAUGCCGGCUACCACGCCGUAUCUUCGCCUUCGCCCGUAGCUUAUAACCCACACACGCACGGCGCAAACUACAACGCCGUGCCCACGGCCCUCUCCCCGGCUGCUGAUCCCCAGCAGCAACAACCUGCGGGAUUCACUCGCCAGCCCUCCUUCGGCUCAAGCCAGUACCCGCCCACAUAUACAACUCACCAGCCGUACCGCAGCAACACGGCUUCACCGGCUGUCGCUUCCUCGCCGCCGCCGCCUUCAUAUGUUACUUCGCCGCAUGAGUACGCGUCGCAUGAAUAUGGUUCGCAUGAGUACGCGGCGCCUGGAAUGGCUAUUGGGACUGCGGUUUCUGAGCCCCGGGAUAAUCGCCCGCCGAGUUUAUUGCAGAGUGGGCGGAAACCUGCGCCGAAUACUUAUCGUGAUGUAUAA